AUGGUGGCUGUUUACCAAGAUUCUGCGCCUUCAUUAUCUACAAUUCAGAAGUGGUCAAGUGAAUUUAAACGGGGUAGAGAGAGCAUUGAAGACGAUCCCCGUGCCGGUGGGCCGGUUAGUGCCGCUACUGAAGAAAACGUCAAAUUAGUCGAGAAACUUGUACUCGAAGAUGCCCGUGUAAGAGUGAAAAUAUUAUCAGAAAGGACUAAGCUAUCCGUAGGUACUAUUCACACUAUCCUUCAUGAGCGUCUGAAUUUGUCAAAGGUCAGUGCAAGAUGGGUGCCGCGAAUGCUCACAGCGCUUCAGAAACAAGUGCGAGUUGACUGUUGCAAGGAGUUUUUGGAGCUUUGUGGUGAAAAUCCACAAAGUAUUUUCGAUCGGAUUGUUACUGGUGAUGAAACGUGGGUUCAUCACUAUGACCCUGAGAGCAAGCAAGAGUCUAUGCAGUGGCAUAGAAAAGGAACAGACCCACCGAAGAAGUUCAAAGUCACCCCGUCCGCAGGAAAGCUCAUGGCCACAGUGUUUUGGGAUUCCAAGGGAAUCUUGCUAAUCGAGUACCGUAGAAUGGGGUUACUUUGA
This is a messenger RNA of Amyelois transitella, 579 nucleotides long. Its product is annotated as protein GVQW3-like. Gene Ontology annotation, molecular function: nucleic acid binding. The transcript has a single exon. The coding region runs from base 1 to 579 and encodes 192 amino acids. The record is from RefSeq and is a predicted model, not a curated record. Lineage: Eukaryota; Metazoa; Arthropoda; Insecta; Lepidoptera; Pyralidae.